AUGUUGAGUGUCGAGGAGGGAAAAAAAAAGGAAACAUUCAGGGAAGCAGUCGAUGUCGAAUACCGCCUGGCCUCGUCCCGUCUUGUCUCUUCACUCUGUGCAACGGUGAUCACAGAAGAGCGUAAAAAAGUAUUUGUCUGUCCGUACGGAAUAUUUCAGGUCGUUGUUGAACCAAGGUAUAUGUACAGUUUAAGGCAGUACAUGGGAAAUAAGACAGAAAGUCGCCUCCAAAAGCUACCAAAGACCAAAAUCUCCAGAGUACGUAAACUGGAAGAAAAAACUCUCCCAGAGAGGCAGAAAAAGGGUCAGUGGGUCGACAGCUUGUCCUGCAGCAAUGCCUCAUGCCUCCCCAAGCCAAAACACCCCCUUCCCGGCCCUGCUGUCGUGCAGCUGGCGAGAGCGUGGAAAAAGCGACGUGACGUUGAAGAGUUGAAGUUGAAGAGUCGAAGUCGCGAAAGUUGA
This is a messenger RNA of Nannizzia gypsea CBS 118893, 462 nucleotides long. RefSeq lists its product as hypothetical. NCBI's taxonomy places the organism in Eukaryota, Fungi, Ascomycota, Eurotiomycetes, Onygenales, Arthrodermataceae. Bases 1 to 462 code for a protein of 153 amino acids. The record is from RefSeq and is a predicted model, not a curated record. The transcript is spliced from 2 exons.